AUGUGCAUUGAAAACACAGCCGAAUGGGUUUCUUCGCUUCCGGUCGCGCUUCUAGGCCCUGCAUGCCGAACUCAAUUGUUCCGGAAUUGUUCCGGUUGUGCCGGAGAGUUGUUUGCAUUCGUCAAUUGUUCCCCCGCCGAAUUAGUCUAUGGCACCACGCUUCGCUUGCCGUCGGAGUUCCACGCUUCCCAGACCACGCUUUCCCCAGGCGACUCGGCAGCCUACCUCGUUAAGCUGCAGCAAGCCUUCCGCUGCCUUCGACCUUCCCCGCCUCGCGAGCGGCACAACCAGUCUCCCUACGUCAGCCCCGAUCUCAAGAACUCCUCCCACGUGUUUCUGCGGACCGACGCCGUACGCAGGUCUCUGCAACCGCCAUACACUGGGUCUCAUCCCGUUCUCUCGAGAACCCCCAAGACCUCGAUCAUCAGGGUCAACGGCAGAGAGGAGACUGUCUCUAACGACAGACUAAAGCCGGCCCAUGUUCUGAAUCCGGAGUCUCUGCUGAAGCCUUGGCAAGUUUCUCUCCACCUUCGCAUCCCCCGUCCAGCCCUUCACCCAAGACAGUCACUUGGAGACUAUAGCUCUCCUCCAGCGGGGGGGCUAUGUAGCAUCAUCGUCAUCGCCGCGCACCGAGCUUAG
Ornithodoros turicata is the source of this 639-nucleotide messenger RNA. RefSeq lists its product as uncharacterized. The coding region runs from base 1 to 639 and encodes 212 amino acids. The transcript has a single exon. The record is from RefSeq and is a predicted model, not a curated record. Lineage: Eukaryota; Metazoa; Arthropoda; Arachnida; Ixodida; Argasidae.